AUGUACCACCGGGAGCGGGUGCGGCUGUUUGGCCUCCCGCGGGAAACGGCGAAGGCCUUGGGGGGUUUUUACUCAAUAGCUUCUGCGCUUGGCUGCCUGGUCUACUUGGCGCUACUCAUGGCCACUGUUUUCGUUUUCCAAGUGGACAGGACUGAAGAGCCUGCUUACUUCUUUUUGUCUUCGACUUGGCUGCUAGUUACUCUUCUUUGGUUUAUUUUGCAAGCUUGUUUAAAACCUCCUCCGAAGCGCGUGGAGGAGUUGGUGCAUCAGUACGAAGCAGCAAGGCCGGGGGCCAACGCUGCUGCUGCUGCUGCUGCUGCUGCUGCUGCUGUUGCAGUGGGGGCCCCCCUCGUCGCCGUGGGGGCCCCCCUCGCGGGGCCCCCCGAGGUACCCGAAACUGAAAUGGCCCGCGCUGCGCGCUCCCAGCCAGUUGUUAUAGGCCAACAGCAGCAGCAGCAGCAGAAGCAGCAGCAGCAGCAGCAGCAGAAGCAGCAACAGAAGCAGCAGCAGCAGCAACAGAAGCAGCAGCAGCAACAGAAGCAGCAGCAGCAGCAGCAGCAGCAGCGGUUUCUGUUCCCCUCUGUUGCCUGA
This is a messenger RNA of Eimeria necatrix, 591 nucleotides long. RefSeq lists its product as hypothetical. Lineage: Eukaryota; Apicomplexa; Conoidasida; Eucoccidiorida; Eimeriidae. Bases 1 to 591 code for a protein of 196 amino acids. The transcript is spliced from 3 exons. The record is from RefSeq and is a predicted model, not a curated record.